GGUUAGAAAAUGGUGGCUUGCAAAUUACAACUAAAACCUCGUAACAAUUGAAAGAAAAAGCCAAAAGCAACCGAGUUGAGUUGGACACGAAUCGCAAGUGAAGGAGCGUGCCAAACUCAACUCGCAAAAGGAAACCCAGUAAAGCAUUCAAAUCCAAAUCCAAAUCCAAUUGGAAUCCCAAAAUCCCAACCGAACCGAGAAUAAACUUAAACCUGGCGUCGGACAUCUGGAAACGCCUGUUCCCGCGGCGACCAAGAGGGCCAAUCAUCCCCCAAAUUAGAAUCGGGAUAGGCCGCAGAGUCCAACCUCGGAUGGAGAUGAACCUGUUCAAGUUUUGUUCGGGGCUCAAGGCCUUGGGCUACUGCAUGAUCAUCUUGGUCGCCGCUAUAAUUGCAGUCUCUUACUACGCCGUUGUCGUCCUCACCUGGGGCCCACAGUUGCUCCGCGGUGGUCUUCACUCCUUCUUUGCCUUCUCUAUUAUCAUAGUCUUUCAUAUUUUGCUUAUACUUUUAUUAUGGAGCUAUUUAAUGGUAGUCUUCAAGGACCCUGGUUCUGUACCUGAAAAUUGGAAACCUGUAUUGGAGGAAGAAAAUUUGGAGGCUGGUAGCUCUAUGUCCCUUUCAGAUCAUGUAGCAACUGAGGCUUCAGCUUCAGACGUACUAGAAAUGAGACCACCCGUAGGUUAUUGUAGUCGAUGCCAGAAUGGAAAACCACCACGUUGCCAUCAUUGCUCUGUUUGUCAAAGAUGUGUACUUAAGAUGGAUCACCAUUGUGUUUGGGUGGUGAAUUGCGUUGGAGCUUGCAACUACAAGUUUUUUCUUCUUUUCUUGCUAUAUACAUUCCUAGAGACGUCAAUGGAUACAUUAAUUUUGCUGCCUCGUUUUGUCAAAUUCUUUGGUGAUGCCAAGAAUCAUUCGACCUCUCCGGGCAGUCUUGCAAUAAUUUUUUUAGCUUUCGUUCUUAAUCUAGCCUUCACUUUGAGUCUGCUUUGUUUCAUUGUUAUGCACGCAUCCCUUCUGUUGAGUAACACCACAUCAAUAGAGAAAUUUGUUAGGUUUAUGAGAAGAAGAGAGGAGUUAGGUGGAAGUAUGACUUGGGCAGGAAGAAGAAUUUUGAGCAGGUUUUUGGGACAAAGAAGGCUCUUUGGUUCUUACCAUUGUUCUCAAAAGAGGAUUUGGACAGCACACCUGCACUUCGGGGCCUAGAAUUUCCAACACUUUCCAACAUUGAGGCUUGAGCAUACAAAAAAAAUAAAAUUGGGUGGGAUUCAUUUUAUGUAUUAAAAAUGGGUUACUUUGAAGGUUAAAUGGUACAUAUGGUGUGACAUGUAUGCGGUUCUUAGGUUCAUCAAACGUGUUUGUUGAUAGAUGGUUCAAAUUCUAUUCUCCUUUCCCACUUGUUUCUUUUGC
Molecule: messenger RNA, 1409 nt
Organism: Ziziphus jujuba (common jujube)
Lineage: Eukaryota; Viridiplantae; Streptophyta; Magnoliopsida; Rosales; Rhamnaceae
Product: probable protein S-acyltransferase 12
Exons: 7
Coding region: 312-1205 (297 amino acids)
Biological process (GO): protein targeting to membrane; peptidyl-L-cysteine S-palmitoylation
Cellular component (GO): Golgi apparatus; endoplasmic reticulum
Molecular function (GO): protein-cysteine S-palmitoyltransferase activity
Source: RefSeq, a predicted model, not a curated record